AUGAGUUUCCGCAAAGAGGACGGCGUGAGCAGCCUGUGCCAGAAGGCGCUGCAUAUCGUCACGGAGCUGUGCUUCGCGGGCCAGGUGGAGUCGGAGAAGUGCUCGGGCAUCUUCCCCCCGGACCGCGGCCAGGGCGCGCCCAGCACAGAUAUUUCUGUCAGCCUGUUAGCGGUUGUGGUGAGCUUCUGCGGGCUGGCUCUGUUAGUCGUCUCACUUUUUGUGUUCUGGAAGUUGUGCUGGCCUUGCUGGAAAAGCAAACCUGUCGCCCCCAGUGAGAGUGUGGCUCCUCAGAGCCCUUCCCAUGUGCCCACCCAAGUCUUUGAGACUGAAGAGAAAAAAGAAGACAAAGAACAUGAAAAGCCAGUUGUAAAAGCUAUGGAGCCUGCAAUCAAAAUCAGCCACACUUCCCCUGACAUCCCAGCCGAAGUUCAAACAGCUUUAAAAGAACAUUUAAUUAAACAUGCACGUGUGCAAAGACAGACAACUGAGCCAACAUCUUCCUCCCGGCACAGCUCCUUCCGCAGGCACCUGCCACGGCAGAUGCAGGUGUCCAGCGUGGACUUCAGCCAGGGCGCCGAGCCCACAUCGCGGCCCGGCGAGACCAGCACCAGCAUCGGGCGGAUCAAGCCUGAGCUAUACAAGCAGCGGUCAGUGGACUCGGAGGGCCAGGGCGCUGAGGAGUUGGAGACAUGCGGGAAGCUGCACUUCUCGCUGCGGUACGACUACGAGAACGAGGUGCUGGUGGUGAGGAUAAUCGAGGCGUUGGAGCUGCCGGCCAAGGACUUCUCGGGCACGUCCGACCCAUAUGUCAAGAUGUACUUGCUCCCUGACCGGAAGCGGAAGUUCCAGACCCGCGUGCACCGGAAGACGCUCAACCCGCUCUUCGACGAGACCUUCCACUUCCCGGUGGCCUACGCGCAGCUGGGCGCGCGCAAGCUGCACUUCAGCAUCUACGACUUCGACCGCUUCUCCAGGCAUGACAUGAUCGGGGAGGUGACCCUCGACAACCUGUUCGAGGUCUCCGACCUGUCCCGGGAAGCCGCGGUGUGGAGGGACAUCCGCUGCGCCACCACGGAAAGCGUUGACCUGGGGGAGAUCAUGUUUUCUCUGUGCUACUUGCCUACUGCCGGGCGCAUGACUCUGACCGUCAUCAAGUGCAGGAAUCUGAAGGCCAUGGACAUCACUGGCUCUUCAGAUCCUUAUGUCAAAGUAUCUCUGAUGUGUGAAGGCCGAAGACUCAAAAAGAGGAAAACAACAACAAAGAAAAACACUCUAAACCCUGUGUAUAAUGAGGCCAUUAUCUUUGACAUCCCCCCAGAGAAUGUUGACCAGGUCAGCCUCUCCAUAGCAGUCAUGGACUACGACAGGGUAGGACACAAUGAGGUCAUCGGCGUGUGCAGAACAGGCCUGGAUGCCGAGGGGCUGGGGCGGGACCACUGGAAUGAGAUGCUGGCCUACCACCGAAAGCCCAUCACUCACUGGCACCCCUUGCUGGAGUUACCUGGCCGGGCAACCAGUUUUGACAGUCAAGGAUCCUGCUCUUCUCCCAAACCGCCAUCCACACCCUAGGUCCUCAAAAAACAUGGCCUAUACAAGGACUUGCAAUAAGUGCUCAGUGAAUUAUGGAAAACAAUAUGACUGGAAGGUUUGAGUUUUUCCUUUCAUUUCAACAAACUUGAUGUGCAAUUUUUUUUCAUUUACCUUAUUGUCUUGAACAUCUGAAGACAUUUUACUUGAAUACAAAUAGUUCUUUGUUACAUCAGGCAUUUGGCCCUUGAGUCACUUUCCUGGUUAGCACUGUUUAAAGAUGUUGUGAUUCUUUGCAUCAGCAAAGAAAAUGUGAUUUAAAAAAACAGAAACAAAAACAAAGGAAUCCCUGUGUAUCUAAAAUUAAGCAUAGUGUCUGCUGCUAUUGUACAAAGUAGCACAUUUUAUAUUUAUAUGCUUUUACUCUUGUUACAACUGUGUUCAUGAGUGAUUAUGCACAUGGUUCUAUGUUGAUAGACUUCUUUUUGGUGAUGCUGGGGUCAAACCUAGGGCCUCCAGCAUGCCAGGCAAGUUUUCUACCACUGAGCUACAUCCUGGCCCCCUCUGAUAGACAUUCUAAUCUUAACUUCAGUAGCAUUAAGUCCUUGCACAUUCAAACUAAUGUUUUAUACUUGAUAACAGCAUUUUUUUUCUUUCAUUAUCAGCAAAUACUUUUCUUGGUGAAGUUUGGCUCUGCCAAACUAGAAAACAAAAUAAAACAUAAAAAAAACUUUGUCAAGCUUCCUGCAGAGAAAGCUAUACAAGUGAAGAAUCAAUUUUUGAAUAUCAAUAUAAGAAAUACAUAGUAGAUGGAAAAAAAUGGAAGUUGAGCUAUUUGAGCUACUGUUUUAUAAUAUUGUACUGCCUAUGUUGGUUUAAACAUUUGUUGUGUUGUGUGACUGGUAUUUUCCCCCCAGCAAUCAUACUCUCAAGUGUAGUGUUGCUACUCCUAUUUGAAUACAAUCAGAACUUUAUUUUUUUCUCAGUGUUUCUAAGGUUCUCAUGGCCUGUGUUGUGUUCUUUGGUGAUUUGAGGCUCUCCUAUAGAUCCUGUGCUUCUAAUUGAUUACACUUAGCAGACAUCAAAGGUCCAAU
This is a messenger RNA of Perognathus longimembris pacificus (Pacific pocket mouse), 2621 nucleotides long. It is a transcript of the gene Syt10, whose product is annotated as synaptotagmin 10. The record is from RefSeq and is a predicted model, not a curated record. Gene Ontology annotation, cellular component: membrane. The transcript is spliced from 7 exons. Lineage: Eukaryota; Metazoa; Chordata; Mammalia; Rodentia; Heteromyidae. Gene Ontology annotation, molecular function: calcium ion binding; syntaxin binding; phosphatidylserine binding. Gene Ontology annotation, biological process: regulation of calcium ion-dependent exocytosis; regulation of dopamine secretion; cellular response to calcium ion. The coding region runs from base 1 to 1569 and encodes 522 amino acids.